Pseudocercospora fijiensis CIRAD86 is the source of this 1413-nucleotide messenger RNA. RefSeq lists its product as uncharacterized. The transcript is spliced from 10 exons. The record is from RefSeq and is a predicted model, not a curated record. Lineage: Eukaryota; Fungi; Ascomycota; Dothideomycetes; Mycosphaerellales; Mycosphaerellaceae. Bases 1 to 1413 code for a protein of 470 amino acids.
AUGAAGUUCCGAAAUUUGGGCAUGCCCUUGUCUGUCAAUCCCUCUAGGACACCACUUCCAGCGAGCUUGAAAGCACGUCAUGGCUGGAGUUUGCUCGAAUUCGAGCUCGCCAUUCAGGCCUUGAAUGCCUCGCGAAAAGCCGUCUUAUGGAUAAGAGUUAUAAGACAGAGGCCUCUACGAGAUCUGGCAAAAGCAGCGCCAAAGGUUAAUGAUUUUGACAGGGGUGAAAAGCAAGCAGGAAGACGUACAAGCCAUCUUUUACAAGACGACCGUCUUAUGAGAAUCCAUCUGUGCUUUGUCUGUGCACAACCGUGCACGCUCUGCGACUUCUGUCACGACCCCUACGCAGGUUGUCUUAUGGAUAAGACAGCUUGUCUUAUGCAUAAGACAGAGCGAAGUAUUCGAGGUCUCACACCAACAUCGACCUUAUACCGCUAUCAACCCAAGCAUAUUCAGCAAGAACAUGAUAGCAUAAAGACUGCCUUGCAAAUGGGGCCCUCGCGUACGUGCUGCAUCAGGUCUCUAUCACUCAAGAGACUGAAGAAUAGUAGCGCUUUCCAAAGCUUUGCACGGACCCGUGCUCCCUCGUGUUGGCUCAGAAGCGAAGCAUAUCCUCAGGCUACUUUGAGUCGGAGCCCAGCCUUAGCACAAUUAAGCUUCGGACCCAAGCAUAGAAUCGAAAUCGACCGUCCGGUUCGAACACUCGCGGACUUUGCCAUAGUGGCAUGGCCUUGGACCAACAAAGCUUCCAUGCUGAAGAUAGACAUCAGUGACGUCCAGAACCUCCACAGCAGCAACAAAGCACACAGGCCAAAGAUACGAGAUGGGCUCUACGAGGGUAUAAGAAAGUCCAUCUCCUCCACCAAGAUCCCAUCAUCAACACAACAACAAACCCACCAGAGCAAAGCAGAAACUCAUUACAUUCAAGAUGCAGAUCAAGAACAUCGUCGCCACCAUUGCGGCCUUCUCGGCCGCCAGCGCCAUUGCUGGCCCAUUGCUAACUCCAAACGAGAGACUGAUUCCUUCCCAAGAGCCAACAAGAUCGAUGCCGCCUCCAUCAACCACAUGGCCCACGAAGCCUUAUCACGUGCCGGGGGCGACGAAAAGCCAACUGACGAACAAAUCCGAGAAUUGAUCAACAAGGUCACCGGCGCCGCCACCGCCACCGCCACCGCCAAGCGACAGAAUAAUGCUAAUCAAUGGGCAUGGGACAACCCCUACUGGAACCGAUACUCCUGGAGCUACAAUGGCCUUACCGCAAACUACUACUGCUACACCGGCGGAUCUUAUUGCUACUACGCCCAAUGGAAUCGGAGCUACAAUGGCUACCUCUGGUGGGGCUACUACAAUGCCUACUCUUGGCCCGUCAACUACAGCAGGAACUGGAAAACUUGGAACUACUGGGGCUGGUAG